CGGGAUGUAGCUUGGGCCAUACUAAGUUGUCCUAAACAUAUAAGCUUCAAGAUGUAGAAAAUGGGCUUAGCCCAAGUCAAUUUCAGCUAGCCUCUUAGCAAGCUUUGGCUUUACGGAAAGUUACAAGAAGAAUCUAGAAAGACAAGUGAUAAGGCAGAGAACUAAACAGGGGGAAGAGAAGAACCUAAAGGGAAGACGUGAAACAAGGAGAGUGGUGGAGUGUAAAUCGCAUAGAUUCUCUCAUGGUUGCCAAGGUAAUGAAGAAAGAAGAUUGUUUGGGAAGGCUUAGAAAGUGGAUCUACAAAGCUUAAGUUCGGUUCAUGAAAGAAAUUUAGAUUGAAGGUUUGGGAGAGAUUGUCUACAUUAAAUUGUACUUGUACAAGGAAACUUGGAUGGUCAAAGCUAAAGUUGGAUUUCAUGUGCUGUUUGGUUCGGGAAAUUGGACUUGAAGUGUAAGUCAUGCAGUCAAGAACUAGAUUUUCAAGGGCGGUGGGCAUUGUCGCAGGAUUUGGCUAGUAGCAUAUUUCCGAUAAAGUAAUUUCGGCAGGUCCAGGACCAUCUUCAGCUAAUUAGAGUUCUAUCCGAUUCUGGAGAGCCCUUCACCUGUUGUGCGGGGUCAAUAUGCCUCCAAAAACACGUACACUGAGAGAUAUUGCGGUGCGAGAGGAGACAGGUGAGAGCUUGGCUCCACAAUCAGCUCACAUUACUCGAGAGCAAGGUAGACGUCGUAGAACUACUACAGUCGUUGGAGAGGGGGUUCAGAGUGAAGGUAUUGCACUGCCCCCAUUAGUUCAGGCAGACGCCGAUGUUCCUGGGCUAUCCGAGGUUCAAGGUCCUACUAUGAUUGACAUGAUGGCCGGGAUGCAGGGUAUUCAACAGGCUAUUUUGAAAUUGACUGAGGUAGUUACUGUUCAGAGUCAAAGAGUGACUCAGCCUUUGGUAGAUCAAACUCCGACAGCUGGGGGGAGGCAGACGGUGCAGGAUCAGCCUCAGCCACAGUUGGGAGGAGGUAUUAUGGUGACUUUGCCAGAGUUUUUGAAAUUGAAACCACCGAAGUUCUCUGGGUCUGAUGUGAAUGAGGACCCACAACGGUUUUUAGAUAGUAUGGAUAGAGUUCUGCAGGCUUUAGGGUGUUCUAGCACUCGAUCAGUGGAGUUGGCUGCGUUUCAACUAGAGGAUAUUGCUCGAACAUGGUAUGAUACUUUAAGAGGAGGGAGACUUGUGGGGUCAGCUUCAUUGCGUUGGGAGGAGUUCACUGAGGCUUUUAUGGCUCGUUUCCUUCCGCGCAGUGUGAGAGAGGCUCGUGCACAUGAGUUUGAGAAGUUGGUACAAACCUUUGGUAUGACAGUGACUGAAUAUGAUAUCUUGUUUACGCGAUUGUCUCGAUAUGCACCUCACUUGGUUGCUACAGAGGAGAUGCGAAUUACUCGGUUUGUGAAUGGAUUAGUUACACCUUUAUUUAAUGCGGUAGCUUCACAAGAAUUCACAACCUAUGCUGCGGCUGUUGAUCGCGUUAGGAAGAUUGAAAUAAGGAGGUUGGAAGAUCGUGGGGGCCAAGAGCAAAGUAAAAAGAGCAGAACUGUGGGAUCAUUUAGUGGAUUUAGUAGGAGUGUUGAUAGUCAGAAAUCAGGCAAGCAGAGAGCCGCUCAGUCCGAGAUGGGAUCGUCAGCGUAUUCACCUUCUAUUGCCCUUAGGAGAGAUUCUAGGUUCCAGGAUGCUGAGCAUUCAGGCCAGCAGCCUCCCAGUCAGUUUAGUGCUGAUAGACCACCAUGUCUGACUUGUGGGAAGCGCCAUUCUGGGCAAUGUUAUAGGGCCACUGGUGCUUGCUUUAAGUGUGGUCAGCUCGGUCAUCGAAUGUGGGAAUGUCCGCAAGGCCAAAAUAUAUCUAGUGUGGGGUCAGCACCACUUAUUACCCCUGCUACCGGACAGCCGACUAGACAGACUACUGUUCAGUCGGGUAGAGGGUUUGGAGUCCGAGGUCAGGACCAGUCAAGGGGAGGUCCUGCUAGGGUCUUUGCGCUUACACCACAGGAUAUGCAGACAUCUGAUGCAGAUGUUGCAGGUACACUUUCUAGUUAUUCUUUCGACCCACAUGUGUUGAUUGCUUUGGACUCUACGUAUCAAAUUUUACCCUCUGAUUCGCUGAAGAUUCAAAUCUGUUUAGUUGCCCUUUCUGUGAUAGGUAAUUUUGUUCCAUCAUUGGUCUUGUAUUCAGGUCUUAUCUUGCUAUUGUUUGAACAAUUUGAUAAUAUCUAUUAACCUGACUCUUUCCUGGAAUUCUCUACUAGAAAACAUGCUUUCAUGUUAGUUAUUUAUGGAUCUACAUAGGUUGAACUGAUUGCCAUAUUACUUAUUGAAAUCUACCUUGUUAAUCUCUGGAAGGGUGUUAACUAAAUUAUUGCUCCAGUACUAUGUUCUUAGAAAUUUUUGUUAAGUUCUCUUUUACCUAGUGAAGUCUGAACAAAAGAUGGAAUGGGUAAAUUUGGCUUCGGAACUUUCCAGGUUUUGGUUACUCCUCUAGGUACCACACUUUGAAAGUAUAGUUACUCUUGAAUUGUGUGUUUUAUUCAGUUUUAAAUCUCUGUGUUGACUCUGGUCGUACAGAAAAAAAAAAAAAACAACUUGGGGAGGGUUUGGGUAUAAAAACAAUUAGUACAAUAGUUUUGAUAUUUGGUCUGUGUUGGGUCAGGAAUUGAUGUGGAUAUUAUUUUGAAUCCUUGUUAUUUAAAGAAAUUACAUUGUUAUAAAUCUUCAAAAUUGUGUCACCUGGAGGGACGUAUGGAGUUUUUUUUUUCUUAAAUAUUCCAUGAAUCAAGAUGGAUUUAUAGUGUCCUCAAUGUGGUGGUGUUUUUCCCUUGGGUCCCUGACAAUAGUCAGAUAUGUAUUAGCAUGAUAUACUAUUCCUUCCAUUACAUUCUUUUAAUUUUCAAUUGCUUUGGUACCGAUUGCCUUAGCUACUUUGGCUUUAGCUAAACAAUGAGAUUUGGGUUGUUUGAUUCAUCACCCGGAGUCGUCUAUGAGUUAAUAAAAGAUACAAAGUUUUUGUUGUUUCAGUUCUCACUCAUGGUAGUUGAUAUGGGGUGGUAAUUGAAGGUGCGUAUUGACUAUCGGUAAUACCAGGUAGGUUAUACGUGUUAGGUACCAACAAUUGUUGGACGCUACGGACUGAUCGCAAAGUAAAUUUCGAGGACGAAAUUUAUUUUAAGGGGGGAAGAAUGUAAUAUCCGGUGUUUUUUUUAAAAGCAAAAUAUAUAUAUAUAUAUAUAUUUACGUAUAUUUGUAGAGGAAAUAUAAAACUCAUGUAAGUCCUUUGGACCAAAGUCUUUCAUUGAGACCAACACGGGAUGUAGCUUGGGCCAUACUAAGUUGUCCUAAACAUAUAAGCUUCAAGAUGUAGAAAAUGGGCUUAGCCCAAGUCAAUUUCAGCUAGCCUCUUAGCAAGCUUUGGCUUUACGGAAAGUUACAAGAAGAAUCUAGAAAGACAAGUGAUAAGGCAGAGAACUAAACAGGGGGAAGAGAAGAACCUAAAGGGAAGACGUGAAACAAGGAGAGUGGUGGAGUGUAAAUCGCAUAGAUUCUCUCAUGGUUGCCAAGGUAAUGAAGAAAGAAGAUUGUUUGGGAAGGCUUAGAAAGUGGAUCUACAAAGCUUAAGUUCGGUUCAUGAAAGAAAUUUAGAUUGAAGGUUUGGGAGAGAUUGUCUACAUUAAAUUGUACUUGUACAAGGAAACUUGGAUGGUCAAAGCUAAAGUUGGAUUUCAUGUGCUGUUUGGUUCGGGAAAUUGGACUUGAAGUGUAAGUCAUGCAGUCAAGAACUAGAUUUUCAAGGGCGGUGGGCAUUGUCGCAGGAUUUGGCUAGUAGCAUAUUUCCGAUAAAGUAAUUUCGGCAGGUCCAGGACCAUCUUCAGCUAAUUAGAGUUCUAUCCGAUUCUGGAGAGCCCUUCACCUGUUGUGCGGGUAGUCAUUAUGAUAUUUUGUAUUUUACUAUUUUGUAUAAAUUUAUGAAUCUUAGAUGCUCCGUUAAGUACAGAUAGGAUGUUUUUGGUAUGUAUUGCUGUAAGCCUUGACUGUACUCUGGCUAUGGCUUCCGCGUUAUGUAAAUUUCAGUUCCGUACUCCUUAUGCAUGUUUGGAUUGUCUGUUUUGAGGCUUGCUUGAUCUCAGUGGGCUUCUAGGUUCAUUGGGGUCAUGCGCCGGUCAUGUGCCCGUAUUUGGGUCGUGACAAGUAUAUAAGUCUAGUAAACCAAACAUCUUUUUAUCCUUAAGGACGGUGUUUGGAUAGCUAGGUUUAUUGCUCUGUGUGUGUUUGUUUCAAAAAAAUGAAAUAAUGUUUAGUCCGGUGUGUGUUUCCAAAAUUGUUGUUUAGUUAGGUGUGUGUUUUCAAAAUUGUUAGGUGUUCCACUUAAAAGCCUCUGUUAAAAAUACCACAUUGAUUAUUUCAAAAGUGUAUGUAUUGUAUAUAAGUCUAAUCAAAACAUCUUUUUACUUUGAGGGACUGUGUUUGAUUAGCUAGAUUUAUUACUCCGCGUGUGUUUGUUUCAAAAAAAAAGUUAUGCGGUAUUUGGUUAGCGAGGUUUAUUACUCUUUGUGUGUUUGUUUCAAAAAAAAGUGACUUUAUUGACCGACUCUAUUCGAAGCCCUAGCGCCGCUGAAAUCAAAAGUUCAAAAUAAAUUCGUCUUCGUCGCGACAUCGCUUUUGAACGAGAUCGGAGAAAGUGUCGACUGUGUCGAGAAUCCCCUUCAGAAUUCAGGCUCCACUGCUCCAGUCUCUAACCAGUACCCACCGUCGCCGCGCGCAUACAGAACCCAGCCCAGUUCUUGUAUCCACUCCACCGUCUGCUGCCGCUUAUCUCUCCAGUGGUCGCGACUCGCCACUCUCCACCCACCGUCACCUCUUAUCUCGAAG
Messenger RNA from Tripterygium wilfordii, 4902 nucleotides. RefSeq lists its product as uncharacterized. The record is from RefSeq and is a predicted model, not a curated record. Bases 622 to 2259 code for a protein of 545 amino acids. Gene Ontology annotation, molecular function: nucleic acid binding; zinc ion binding. Lineage: Eukaryota; Viridiplantae; Streptophyta; Magnoliopsida; Celastrales; Celastraceae. The transcript is spliced from 8 exons.